UCUCCUCCGCGCAAAGGCCUCUGGGAAACCGAGUCCACGCUCUAAAUAAUUCACGCUCCUUGUUCCUUCUCUCCCAACGCUGACAAGAUGCCGGCCGUACAUCACAAGCUGCUGCUGGAGGACGCUCUGCAGGACAGUCCUCAGACUCGCUCCCUGCUCAGCGUGUUUGAGGAAGAUGCUGGGAUGCUCACAGACUACACCAACCAGCUGCUACAAUCCAUGCAGCGUGUGUUUGGAGCCCAGAGUGAGAUGGGAUUGGCCACGGAGCAGCUCUCACAGCAACUUCUGGAUUAUGAGAAGAAAAAUUUUUCCCUUGGAAAAGGCGAUGAAGAAGUAAUCAUCACGCUGCAGAACUUUGCCAAAACUGUAGGGGAGCUGAACUCGCUCCACUCAGAGCUAGCCAACCAGAUGGCUGACAGCAUGGUUUUCCCCUUGAUCCAGUUCAGAGAGAAAGACCUUACUGAGAUAAGCACACUGAAGGAAAUAUUUGGCAUCGCCACUGAUGAGCAUGAGGCAGCUAUGGUUAAAUACAGCCGAUUACCCAAGAAGAAGGAAAAUGAGAAGCUGAAGUCAGACUUGGUGAAGGAGGUGGCGUACACCAGAAGGAAGCAGCACCAGGCCUCACUGCAGUAUUACUGCGCCCUCAACGCCCUGCAGUAUCGCAAGAGAGUCGCUAUGCUCGAACCCAUGCUUGGCUACACACAGGCACAGAUCGGCUUCUUCAAGAAAGGCAUUGAGCUGGUGUCAAAGAAGAUGGACAACUUUCUUUCCUCUGUGUCCAACAUGACUCAAAAUAUCCAGGCCCAGCUUGACACAGAGGCAGAGGCCAUGCGUGGGUCCCAGAGGGAGUUCCUGUCUGUGGAGGACACUGUCUAUAUGCCAGAUAAGGACACUGAUCCUGUCAAUCGCACCCUCAUCCAGAAGGCUGGCUACCUCAACAUAAGGAAUAAAACAGGGCUAGUGACCACAGCCUGGGACCGGCUGUACUUCUUCACCCAGGGAGGGAACCUGAUGUGUCAGCCUCGUGGGGCGGUGGCCGGGGGCAUGGUGCUGGACCUGGACAACAGCUCUGUCAUGGCUGUGGAGUGUGAAGACAGACGCUAUUGUUUUCAAAUAACCUCCCCCUCAGGCAAAACGUCGAUGAUUCUACAAGCUGAGAGCAAAAGGGAAUAUGAAGAAUGGAUUUGUACAGUGAACAACAUCUCCAGACAGAUCUACCUGACUGACAACCCAGAGGCUGUUGCCAUCCGACUGAACCAGAGCGCCAUACAGGCAGUCACCCCCAUCACCAGCUUUGAGAAGAGACCAGAGGGCUCACCCAACCCUGACAGAGCGAAGCCAGGAGGUGUACACGCUUCCAGUAGUGGUUCUCAGAAGACAGGAGCUGCUCCGGAACCAGAAGACCUGAUAGCCCCUGGGACACCCAUUCAGUUCGACAUCAUGCUGCCGGCCUCUGAGUUUCAGGACCAGAACAGGUCCGGGGGGAGACGCACAAAUCCAUUUGGAGAAACGGACGAUGACUGUUCAACAGAAAGUGACGACUCCCUCCUGCAGCAAGUAUUUGCCGUGCGCUUCCAAGGCUCAAUGGCGGUGCGUUGUGGCAACAAUCAGGAGGUGAUCUAUGAGGCCAUGAGGCAGGUGCUGGCUGCCCGAGCCAUCCACAACAUCUUCAGGACCACCGAGUCCCACCUCAUGGUCACCAGCAGUAGCCUCAGGUUGAUUGACCCACAGACUCAAGUUACAAGAAUAAGUUUCCAGCUUGGAGAAGUGUGUCAGUUUGCAGCUCACCAAGAGAAUGGAAGGCUGAUGGGGUUCGUGGUGGAGGGCAGAGACUGGAGUGACGGAGAUGAGGAGGGAGAGCCUUCGUUUAGCGCCUUCAUUUUUGAGAGCAAUACAGAGGGCGAAAAGAUAUGUUACACCAUAAACUUGGCGAAGGACAUUACAGAAGCCAAGAAGGACCCAGAGGCCCUGGCCCAGCUGAUGAAGAACAUGCCUCUGACUAAUGAUGGCAAAUUCCUGCUGCUGGAGCCCGAGACCGGCGACACGACCAAUGGAGCAGAAGAAGACCUGGAGUCUGAAGCCUAGUCCCAGUAAGGACCAAAACAACAACAACAACAACAACAACAACAACAGACCAGGACCACGGUCCACCUCUUACCCAGGAGAGAAGGCCUUCCCGGGCUGAAGGGGACAUUAUGACUCCAUAGCUCUAACCCUGCUACUGUAACACCCAUAUUAGAGAGUGUAGUUUACGUCCACUUACCCUGUGUUGCUAGAUUUUUUCAAAUAAGAUUUCCAGCCGAAAUGAAAGCAGAAACGAAGCACAUCUGAUGGGUGCUUCAUUAGAUCUGCUCUUCUUGGUCAGACUGUAGCAGGCCUUUGGAUUUGGAGUUGUUUUUAGCCAACUGUGGGUGGUACUUCCAUCAAAAGGGACACUCUAUAGGUAUCGAAUGUGUUUCAUUGUCCUCUAAUAUCCCCAGACAUCUAACAGAAGGUGGUGAAUCAUUUGCUUAAUUUGAAGGUUUACGUAGUCUGGAGAGUUUAUUCUUUUACUUUCUUUUACACGUUAACCUGUACGUAAGGCUCUUGUGCAACUACUUUGGCGUUUAUUUCCUUUUUAUUCAUGUACAAAAGAAGUUAUAGCAAUUCCAAGUUUAAUAUCUGUUCAAUAAGAUCACAGUAAUUGAUACAUUUGAAGGAUCUUAGACUUUUAACACUAUGAAAGACUUAAAACAGGUUAAAGUCAUGUCAGUUCCUUUUAUCUGCGGCGCAGUGACAAAUGUCCUGGAGUAGUGGAUGCACUUGGCAUCAGACUAAACGUUUUUGUUCUUUCUGCACUUUUUCCACUAUCAGGUUACACAGACAAGGCUUCUAGACUAUCUUAAGCAUUCCCACUAAACUUAAUUAAUGUCAUAUUUUUUGUUAUUCACCCAUACCUGUACAAAACAAGUCUUAGCUGAUCUGUAUGCAAGGUCCUCAUUGAGCAGCCCCAAUACUCUUUGGUAAAAUAACAACGUUGUGCUACGUUUCCCUGAAGGACUAUGUAAAUAUGAACUGUGUGAGUGUCUGUAUGUUUAAUCCGACUUGGCUACAUUAAGAGCUUUCAGUCAAUAUGCUAGGACUGAUGCGGUGCAUGAUUAAAUAAUGGUGUUCUCUCUCUCUCCCUCUCUCUCUCUCUCUUUGCAGAAAAUUAAAACCUCUACACUGAGCGCUGAGCUGUCACAGUAAAAAAAAAAAAAAAAAAAAACAUUAAAAAUAUCCCUGAAAUGUUACAGAAACGCAUGUAGGCAGACCACAGUGGGGUAUUAUGUACUGGUUAAAAUGGCAACUGGCUCUUUGCUUACACAUACAAAUAUUAAACGGAACAGAAAACCAGAAGGGGAAGCGUCUGAUCUGUGACAUUCUGCCAUUCCUCACGACACCAGUGCAGUUCUUAUUUCAUUCCAGCCAAUUACUAAUCUCACGGACAGUGGAGGCCCCUGGUGCACCGUGUGUAUAUGUGACAUGUUGUUGUUCUGUGUAAUACAGACGGGGUGAAAACCACUGACUUGACGUUGAUCGUGAAAGUUGCGUUGUGUUGACCAGUGCGUUAGCUUGCCUGCUUGCUUUUUCUACUUUACAUCUGAGCUCUUGGUAGAAUCAAAUGUUAAACAAGGAUGGAUCUUAAAUUGAGGAAUGCCUGCUAUACUGUUGAAAUAAUUAGUUAUGAUUAUGUUUGACUGCUUGUGACAUUACCAAUUGUAAUCAAAGGUUGACAGUUAGGAAAUGUGCUUAUUGUCUUUGUUAUAAAGUUAGAUGAGAUUCCGUUUGACGGUCUUCUUGUCUUAACUCUGUACCAGAAAGGAAAGUGUAUUUCCCUAAAUGUUUAACUUUUGCUUUAAGCCAUAACAGUUAACCAUUUCUCUUUCUUUUUCCUGAUGUAAAUGUGCAUCGGCAGGACUUCUGAUGCUAAAAAGAAAAUGUCGUCCAUCUAAUAGCCUUGUACCCUCCGUCCUUGAGUGCUGGUUGAAAUGCUUCAAUCACACCAUUAAUAAAAGAUACAGCGAUGCAAACAAACGGGCUUAGCGCAUCAGUCAAGAAAAAGUCUGAGAUUUCUUUCUGUUUGACGGCUCUGUUGGUGAGAAGAGUUUCUCCAACUUUAACAUCAUGUCAGGAAAACCAAAUCCUCUUAUUGAGGCCUGCUGUAGCUCAUUACACGUAUUACAGCUGCUCUGCAAAGACUUGAUAUAUUUUCACUUUGGAAGUUAAUGCACAGUCAGGACAAAUCUGGGUACUUAUGAUGUAGAAAAUAAAUGUCAUUACUAUAGCAAGGACUGAAUUUUUUCUCCAUUCUCCCGUCUCUUUGUAAACGGCUGAAGUUGACAGAGUCCACUAACCAUAAGGCUUUACACUUAAUUUGUCCUAGUUUUCUAAAGGCUCUGCUAACAUGCAAUAUUCAAUAAAUAUA
Anoplopoma fimbria (sablefish) is the source of this 4447-nucleotide messenger RNA. RefSeq names its product adaptor protein, phosphotyrosine interaction, PH domain and leucine zipper containing 2 (gene appl2). Gene Ontology annotation, cellular component: endosome membrane; cytoplasm. The coding region runs from base 88 to 2085 and encodes 665 amino acids. Gene Ontology annotation, biological process: signaling. NCBI's taxonomy places the organism in Eukaryota, Metazoa, Chordata, Actinopteri, Perciformes, Anoplopomatidae. The record is from RefSeq and is a predicted model, not a curated record. The transcript has 21 exons. Gene Ontology annotation, molecular function: protein binding.